AUGCCCUUCCCAACGCUCUCUCUUGUAACUGCUACGCUGGUCGUAGGCUCCAUCCUGUCUCCCCUUUGCCAAAAUUCUGCCUACGCAGCCCUCUAUGCCACGAAACCAUUCAGUGCGACGAACUAUACCGCUGGGCAGACGGAGUUGGUUACUUGGAUGGAAGACGGGAAUCAACCCAGUUUAGCCGGCAUGGGAACGUUCAAGAUCGAUUUAUGGAUGGGAGGCGGAGCGGGAGAGAACUACGUGACAACAGUGGCACAGAAUGUCAACGCACAGGCCAUGCAACAAAACAUCGUAAUCAACCCGUCGGUCGGUUCUGACAGCUCCUACUACUACCUCCGGCUCAUGUUUGACAACCCCCCGUCUAUAACCUACACUUCCAUGUUCACCAUAACCGGCAUGUCAGGUUCGGCUCCCGCCCCCACCACGGUUAGUGGUACAUCCUCGGGCGUAUCCGCCGCCGCCAGCGCACCAUACGGCUUCGUCCACGCCGGCUCGUCUACGUCAAGCAUGAACGCCACCGCCACUUCCACUUCGAACUCCUCGAUGUCAGCACUGAACGCAACUGCGUCACAACCCCCAUACCUCAUCGCUACGACGGUCUCUGCAUCACCAAUUACCCGAUCCUCACCAGCAGCCCCUAUGGUGACAGGGACGAAGCCACCUGUGCAGGAGGAGAAGGAUAAGAACGGUCUUGCGAAUAGCACAUCCACCGCGAUGAGUGGUGCACAGAGGAAGACGAACGCAGCGGGAAGUGCGGGUAUGCAGAGGCCUUCGAUGGGCGGCUACGGAUGGGAGAGGAUGAAGUUCCAGAUGGUAUUCAUUCUAUGGCCGGCGUUGAUGGGCAUCACGAUGGCACUAUGA
This is a messenger RNA of Stereum hirsutum FP-91666 SS1, 864 nucleotides long. RefSeq lists its product as uncharacterized. The record is from RefSeq and is a predicted model, not a curated record. Gene Ontology annotation, biological process: cell wall biogenesis; (1->6)-beta-D-glucan biosynthetic process. The transcript has 3 exons. Lineage: Eukaryota; Fungi; Basidiomycota; Agaricomycetes; Russulales; Stereaceae. Bases 1 to 864 code for a protein of 287 amino acids.